AUGCCAUCUCAACGAACAUCAAGCACCAGGAAAGCUAAGAAGAAGGCACUAUAUGAAGAUGAUGCAAAUGCAGCAGAUGCCGUAACAUACAAGCAUCAAACCAGAACAACACGAGCAGGCAAGGUUGUUUCUGAGCUUGUAAAGGUCUCUUUGAGCACUUCAGAUAGACCCCGUAGAAAGAACCCAGGAGAACCAGAAGUGCCAAAUGUGGAUGAGAAUGCCAGUCAGGAGUUCAAUGGGGACAAUUAUGGGGCACCAGAAAGUCCCCACGGUGAAGAUGUAGUCCCCAAAAUAUGCAAGACGCAGCGAGACUAUAUUAACCAAUACGUGUCUCGUGUAGAUGACUUGCUGGGAGCAUUGCUCAGCCGAGAGGCACCCAACAUUCCAGACAAUUCCGAACGGCCUAUUUGCUCUAGCUGCAAUAAUGAUUUAAUUGCAAUUAACUACCUUGAAGGUAUUGAGGAGGAAAAGGACAAAGAGGAGCAAAUACAACUACACCAGUUGACAUGGAAACAAGCGCCCGUCGGAGACUUUUUGACAGGUCAUGCCGAAGAUAUUGAUAUUCAAAUGGAUAGCCCUGAGGAUGACCCGACUCAUAUUCACGAAGGCCCUACCGAUGAUGAAUUUGAAGAGUACCUAGACAAGUGUCGAGAAAAUCCUUCGCUGCUGGAUGACUUCCAUGAUUGUGAUGAUGAAACCGAAGUCGGGGAGGCGGAGGAUGAUGUGCAAGAUAUGCCUUAUUAUCUCCGACCACAUUUUGGCAACAAAAACAAAGUCACCCCGACAGCAACUCCAAAGACCGACGGACUCAACAAUGCGUAUGUUCGGGCAAUUCACACUAAUGGUGUUCAUCACUUGGCCAUGGUAUAUUGUGUAUGUCAUGGUGCCCAACAGCUUCCUCAGGAUCUUAUUGCAAGCCGAUUAUUGCCAACAAGUUUUCAUCGCAUUCGUACCGUAUUCUCUGCUCAACUUCUAGACUAUUUCCGACUAUCCAAUCUGGAGCUCAAGGCUUCGGCUUAUCAGUUUUAUUCUCUUAUCCGACGAAUGACAAAUCCAUUGUCUCCUUCUAGUGUUGUGGAUUUAUACAAUGAAUUCCGAAGAAUGUCAAGACUAUGGAGGUGGAUGAAGAAACUUAAAUGGGCAGGGUUUGCAGGACAUAAUGGAAAAACUGCACUGUCUGUCGGAAAAGGCGAACUUGGUAUUUUCUGUCCCGCAUGCCCACAACCAGGUAUUAACUUACCCGACAAUUGGAGAGAAGAUCCAAAUCGUUGGGUUUACAAACGAGUAUUUGUGGCCGACGGAAACUUCAAAGCAGACCAUGUCCGCUCAGAAAAGCCAUCUCGGGAUGUCUGGCUUUCGGAAGGCAGUGGCAUGAUUCCAGAUCGCACAGAAUAUCAUGCAUUCCUUAAAUCUGCAAUAGAGGCAUUGACAGGUGCUCCAUGUGAGAAUACCUUCCGUGCAAUUCAAAACUCACUGCUAUCUAAGUCAUCUUGUGACGUUACGGGGAUUGUUGGCAUUGCUUGUGCCCGACAUGGCUGCUACGCCCCAAAUGCAAUUGUAGACCUUUUUAAAGGUGAGCAGCAGAAAAAUGUUGACUUUGCAUUUUUGGCUGCGCUUGCAUCAACUGGAGUCCAUCCCGACCAAGGCACUAUGGUGAUAUAUGACAUUGUCUGCCAGUACAUCAUAUGGCUGCUCAAACGCAUUAAACACCAUCUUCCUGAAGGUCUCAAGAUUGACAGAGCAAUUGGAAUGUUCCAUGUUCAUGCUCAUAAAGAUGAGUGUUUUUUCAGAUAUGCUCCCACAUUUAUUCCUGGUGCCGCCUGUGUGUGUGGCGAGAUUCUGGAGUCAUUGUGGGCCGACUUGAAUGCUAUUUCUCCAGCGGCUCGUACAGCAACACUGGCUCACCGUGCUGAAAUCCUUGACGAUCACGCUUGUGACUCCAACCACAAAAAAGCACUUAAUUUAACAAGAUACCUGUGCCGACGAUACCUCGAAGCCGACGAGACAAGAGACAAAUAUCGGAUAUGUUUUGCCAAUCUUAACAGUGCUGUCGAUCCCGAAGCAGUUAAACUAUGGAUGAAGCAAAUUGAACACGUAGAAAAAAAUCGAUUGGAAGACCCUAAACUCAUGGAUAUAUAUACUGCUAAGCGACCCGGAUCUGUUCCAGUCAAUACAAGUACAAUGAUUGAAGAAAAGCAAUUAGACAUACGUAUGCGUGCACGGCGGCUUGUCAAUCAUGAUCGUCUCCCCGACUGUGUCAAACUCCAGAAGCUACGCGAGUCUCUCAAGACAUUAAUGGUUCAGCUUGCUAAACUUCAGUCUAAAGCUGGGGUGAUUGCUACUGGGAGGCAAGAUAUUGAAAUUUCCGACCAGAUUUUAAUUGAUUGGGAAGACGAAGAAGACGUUUUAGCUCCAGGAUCGGGUCCAACAAUAAAUGAAGACAUUGACCUACAGCCAAUAUGCCUACCAUCAAAUGGCAGUGCAGAUGCAAUGUAUGCAUCCGAUGAACUCAAAGCCAGAAUAUCCCAAGCUCGAGGCCAUCUUAAUCAAAUCCGAGAGCUUAUCGCGGAACGCUCCUUUCAGUUUAAAGAAGUUGUCCAAAAGGGCCCACGUAAAGGUGUCCGCACACGAGGUCAAACAGCAGUAAAAGAGUUAAAAGAUCAAAUUUCUCUACAUGCUCAGGCAUAUUCACACUGUCGAAGUCGCAUUGUCAAGCUCGGGGCCGACGAUGAAAUUCUUAGAGAGUUGCGCAUUUUAACCAAAGAUGACAUCAAGUCAAGUACUGCAAUUCUCAAUCCAAAUUUGCCAGGGUCAACCAAAUUUCGUUUAUCAUGGAUUUGGUAUUCUGUACACCAAAGAUUUGGACCGCGGUGGGCACUUGACCCGACAGCUACACCUGAUUCCGACCCAAACGCGUUAUCGGAGGACGCAGAUCCUGCCACUGUUCUUGAAUUUAAAAGAGUUCAUUGGUUGCGUGCAAGGGCACUAUAUCACAGGUGGAAUGAAGAAGCAACCCUUGUACGAUAUGAGAUGCAGUGGACCGUUGCAUAUUUUAUGCAUCAGAGUAAAAAAUGGGUGAAAUAUGUCGAGUCGGGGCCAACACUCAGCGCGGGUGCAAUAGCUUACGCUUAUCGCAAAUCUGAUUCUUGGCGUAGCUUGGCGAUGGCUGGAGAUCAAUUAUUUAAAUGCAUAAAUCCCCUGUACAAACCAUUGUAA
This is a messenger RNA of Psilocybe cubensis, 3216 nucleotides long. RefSeq lists its product as uncharacterized. The transcript has 7 exons. NCBI's taxonomy places the organism in Eukaryota, Fungi, Basidiomycota, Agaricomycetes, Agaricales, Agrocybaceae. Bases 1 to 3216 code for a protein of 1071 amino acids. The record is from RefSeq and is a predicted model, not a curated record.